Messenger RNA from Theobroma cacao (cacao), 2170 nucleotides. Lineage: Eukaryota; Viridiplantae; Streptophyta; Magnoliopsida; Malvales; Malvaceae. The record is from RefSeq and is a predicted model, not a curated record.
ACAAAGCAAAUUUAGAAACAAAGAUGUCCUGAGCUUACUGGGUUUCUUAACGAACGGAUUGAACCAAAUCCAAUCGCCAAGGUUUUUCAGUUUCCAUAGGAUUCGAUUUUAUCUAAAGGAGAGAAAAAGAAGGUUUGUCGAACUUCCUCUUGUUCGUAAUAUCCUAGGGUUUCUCCAGCUUUUUCAGUCAAUCAACAUCAACGCUUGGUUUUUUUUUUUUUUGGUUUCUAGGGUUCGCUUGUUCGUCAUGUCGGGUUCUGAGGACGACAACAACCUUGGCAACGACGAUGGCGAUUAUUACUUCUGUAACGCGGAGGAUACAGAGGAUGAUGACGAGGGGAUUGCUCUACAAGAAGAUGAAACCGAUAAUCUCCCUAGGUCGCACCAGAAUUAUACUGUUCUGAAAGAAGCGGAUAUACGUCACCGUAUGGAGGAUAGUAUCGGUGAAGUCUCCGGUGUGCUUUCCAUCUCGAAAGUCGAGGCAAGUAUCUUACUCCUUCACUAUAAUUGGAGUGUGGGUAAAGUACAUGAUUCAUGGUUUACUGAUGAAGGUGAAGCCCGUAAAAAGGCUGGCUUGGUUGUGAAACCAUUGAUCGAAUUGCCCGAUCAUGGCGAUAUUCUUUGUAGAAUCUGCUUUGAAUCUUACUCUCGAGAUGGGAUUAAGUCCACAGUGUGUGGGCAUCCUUAUUGCAGUGAUUGUUGGAGUUCUUAUAUUAAAACGGCCAUUGCUGAUGGCCCUGGAAGUUUAUUGCUCAAGUGUCCCGAGCCAUCUUGUCGUGCUGCUGUGGGUGAAGACAUGAUUGGUGUAUUUGCAUCUGAGGAAGAGAAAAAGAAGUAUUCUGGUUACUUUGUUAUGUCAUAUAUCGAAGAUAGCAAGAUGAUCAAGUGGUGUCCUGGUCCAGGCUGUGAAAACGCUAUUAAUUUUGAUGCUGGGAGUACAAAUUUCGAUGUUUCUUGUGCUUGCUCUCAUUUGUUUUGCUGGAAUUGUAGUGAAGAAGCUCAUCGUCCUGUGGACUGCGAAACUGUGAGAAAAUGGAUAAUGAAGAACAGCUCGGAGGCUGAGAAUGUGAAUUACAUUCUAGCUUUUACCAAGCCUUGUCCCAAAUGCAGAAGACCAAUCGAGAAAAACAUGGGUUGUUCCCACAUGUCAUGUAUGGCACCUUGCUAUUAUCAAUUUUGCUGGCUAUGCCUUAAAGAUUGGAGCAAUCAUGGUGCUUGUAAUCGUUAUAAUCAGGAUCCCGAAGAGGAAAGAAGAGAGAAGGCAAAGAAAUAUAUGAUGAGAUACUCUCACUACUUUGAACGUUGGGCGACCAAUCAAAAGUCAAUGAAAAAGGCUGCUGCCGAUAUGGAAAAUGUGCAAAGCAAUCAGUUAGAGAUUCUUGCUCGCAUUCAACUCCUACCUGAGACUCAAUUCAGUUUUCUAACAGAGGCUUGGCAACAGAUAGUUGAAUGUAGAAGGGUGCUUGCAUGGACAUAUGCCUAUGGGUACUACUUGCCUGAUCAAGACCCGGCUAAAAGGAACCUGUUUGAGUACUUGCAAGGUCAGGCUGAGUCUGGCUUGGAAAGGCUUCAUGAUUGCGCAGAGAAGGAGCUUCGACCAUUCCUGAAAGAUCAGCACCCGGAAAAUGAAUUCAUCGACUUCCGUAAAAGGCUUUCUGUGCUCACCACGGUGACUAGGAAUUACUUUGAUAACUUGGUCACAGCUUUAGAGAAUGGACUAUCUGAUGUAAAAUCCCAGAAUUCUUCAAGUGUCUCAAAGAAACCCAGAAGGGAAUCGACAAUGAAUACUGCUGAUGCUGCUGAUGUUGUUGCUGGAGCUCAAAUCUUGACUACACACAUAAAGGCUUCCUUUUCCGAGGGACCAUGGGUUUGUCCCUAUUGUAGCUAUAGAAACAAUGGUUCUGCCACGUCUUGUGGAAUGUGUGCAAGACGAGGUACUUGGGCUUGUGACCACUGCACCUUCGCCAAUACGAGGACCGCCACAACAUGUUUCAUGUGUCUCGAACCCCGGCAACCUUAGAUGAAUCUAAAUGGGUGUAAUGUCUAUUGAAUUUUUCUAGUUCCAAACUUUUUUUAGGAUUUCAUCCACGGAGAUGAUCGGUAACAGGAUUUCAUGUCCCAGAUUAGCGAGGAAUCGCUCUUAUCAAAUAAAAUCUUUUCCUUUUCUAUU